Messenger RNA from Helicoverpa armigera (cotton bollworm), 2309 nucleotides. It is a transcript of the gene UGT47A1, whose product is annotated as UDP-glucosyltransferase 2. Lineage: Eukaryota; Metazoa; Arthropoda; Insecta; Lepidoptera; Noctuidae. Bases 108 to 1727 code for a protein of 539 amino acids. The transcript is spliced from 6 exons. Gene Ontology annotation, molecular function: UDP-glycosyltransferase activity. The record is from RefSeq and is a predicted model, not a curated record.
ACACCCGUAGCUACUGUUAUCUGAGGUGACGUACGCCUUUAUCAGCAGUAGGGAGUUCGGUGGUUUCAGGCUAGACGGCCUCGCAAACCGAGCCGAGCAGCAGAGAGAUGAGGGCGCGGUUCCUAUGGCUGGUCCUCCUGUGGGCCGUGGCGGCGCGCGCCGCUCGCCUCCUAGCCGUCCUGCCCACCAACACCAAGAGUCACCACGCCAUGUACGGCCGACUACUCGAGGCCUUGGCCAGGAAGGACCAUCAGCUCACAGUGGUCACGCAUUUCCCAAUGAAAAAUCCACCUCCGAACGUGCAACAAAUCAGUCUCGCUGGGACCAUACCUGAAAUUACUAACAACCUCACAGUGCAACAUGAUUCCAUCAAACCUGAUUUCAUUCGGAAUUUGGAACAGAUAAUGAAGGAGUGCGUUGACGCAUGUUCCACCGUUGCUAAAGUGCCCGCUGUCAAAGCACUGCUGAACUCAACGGAGACCUUCGAUCUCGUCAUUGUAGAAGUGUUUGGGAGCGACUGUUUUCUCCCUCUUGGCAAAAAGUAUCAAGCUCCUGUUGUCGGUCUGCUAUCAAGUGUUCCCCUGCCAUGGGUCAAUGAACAACUAGGUAAUCCUGAAGCAACAUCCUAUGUGCCAUCGUACAUGGUUGGGUACGGACAACGAAUGACGCUUUGGGAAAGAUUUGCCAACACAAUGGCGGUGAUCAUAGCCAAGGUGUUAUACAGAUACAAAUCUCAGAUUCCAUCACAGGCAAUAUCGGAUCGGUUAUUUGGCCCCGGACCGAAGUUGGAGUCAUUAGCUCAGAACUACAGUUUGGUGUUGUCCAACAGUCAUUUCAGUAUCAAUGAAGUCCGUCCUCUAGUUCCUGCACUGGUAGAAGUCGGAGGAUUGCACUUAGACGACGCGCCAAUUCUUCCUCGUCAAAUGCAGAAACUGCUGGACGCAUCAACAGAAGGCGUGAUCUACUGGAGCUUCGGAUCCAUGUCCAGGAUAGAGACCAUACCAAGCGAAACAUUGGCACAAAUAUUUAAUGUGCUGUCGGAGCUGCCUCAGACGGUGUUCAUCAAGAUGGACCGACGUAUGCUCGCUAGGAACCUGACCGUGCCUGACAACGCCUACACAAUGGACUGGAUACCACAGCAUGCCACUUUAUGUCACCCGAAUGUGAAGUUGUUUAUCUCUCAUGGAGGUCUGCUGGGGACGCAGGAGGCGGUGGCGUGUGGAGUACCGAUGCUGAUGGUACCGCUGUAUGCAGACCAGGCGCUGAAUGCGAGAGCCAUGGCCGACCGGGGCGUGGCAGAAGUAGUCACACUCAAAGAUAUGGACAAGGACGCGUGGAGAAGAAGUCUACGAGCAUUGCUCACUAAUCAAAGGUACAAAAAUAAUGCAAUAGAUUUAAAAAACAUAUUCUUGGAUCGGCCAAUGAAGCCUUUGGACAUGGGAGUUUACUGGAUAGAGUAUGUCCUGAGGCACAGAGGGGCCGCGCACUUGAGGUCACCAGCUCUCGACCUCACCUACCCGCAAUAUAUGCUACUAGAUGUAGUAGCAUUAAGUACUGCCAUAGCACUACUAACCAUUUUUAUACUACACAAACUGUUCAGGUACUUGUGUACAAGAUGCAUAAAAUGGUGGCCAAAGGAAAAACUUGUCUUUGAAAAGAGACUGUUUAAAAGAAACAUUAGCUUUUUCUUAUGUAUUCUAUGGAAGUAUAAGGUGAAGACGAAUUAAUGAGUACUAUGUACAUAGAUUUGUUAACUCAUUGUAUUAUAUAGGUGUAAUGUAAAUAUUAUUUUGUAAGCUGUUAGGUAUUUAUAAAUGUAUUUUUAUAGUGUAGUAGAAUACAUGUAAUGAAACCUUUAAGUAACUGUUACAAGGAUUCUGGAACUUUUGUAUUGACAGAGGAGACAAGCCGAAGGACAGGAGAGCAAACAAAGUUUUCUCUGUACAUUAACUCUACAUUUGCACAGCUUUUAAUUUACUUCAUAAAAUAUCAAGAUUUUAGAUAUAUCAAUCAAUCAAUAGAGCAAGAAAUUCCAAAAUCCAAUUAUGUACAGCUUGUUUUAGACAAAAUGUGUCUUUAAUUAAUACUAUUUUCCAGUACUUCUGUUUUGAUAAAACAGGUUAUCUCACCAUCAAGUCAUAGUCAGCAAAGUUGAAUUAAUUUUAAGCCUUUUACUUAAUACCAAAGUUAUUUGUUAAUCCUAGUGCCAACCUAGUAUUAGACAGAUAAUUCUAGCUUGUCAUUUGUUAAGACUUUAUUACUUAAUCUUACAUUACUAAAAUUUAGUGUCUGCUUGUGCAGUGCAGAAG